Messenger RNA from Angiostrongylus costaricensis, 582 nucleotides. The record is from the annotation of a GenBank genome assembly. NCBI's taxonomy places the organism in Eukaryota, Metazoa, Nematoda, Chromadorea, Rhabditida, Metastrongylidae.
AUGUUCAUCUUCGUGGUGUUGUUACUCUCCGUAGCAAAUCCUAUAAGAGCGUGUGGGGGCGGCGCAGGAUGCUGUCCACGACCUCCACCACCGCCAGUUGUGACAUGCGGAAGCGGUUGCCAACAGGGAUACCAAUGUGGAACUUACGGAUGCUCCAAGAGGAAAGCGUUCUCGGCUCUCACCGCAAGAAUUGAUGGCGUGCUAGUGGGUGAUGAGUACGCCGAAGAAGCCUAUACUCUACCUCUCGCUCACAAUACGAGCAAUGUCGCUGUGAAUAUCAGCCAUGACAAUUUGAUUAAUCCAAACAACAUUUUCCACAUGUGUUGCGAAGCAAGAGGACUUCCUGACGCUUGUCUUCGACAUUGUCACUUCAAUCGUUACACUGCAACUUCACUCGAGCGAAUGUUCCAUAAAAACGACCCGUGUCCGGUCGAGGCGGCUCACGAGAUCCACUACUGCGCGGCCCAAGGAAUGGAUCACACUAAGGAUGACUCUGGAUGUGAUGUUAUUAAUGUCGGCGCUUCUGGUAUGGAUUUGUUAAGCAAACGUUUUAGAGCGCUUAAAAUUGCUAGGGAAAAUUAA